CCUCACUGCUCAAGUCAAACACGAGCUGAGAGAGUAUCUUGACAAGGAGUAUCUGAGAAACCACUCACUUUCGCUGUGGAUUACUAUUGUCAUCACAGAUCAACACAUUUGCUGGGAUUUAAUUAUUUGGAGUAAUUACAGUUUCUGGAUUAUAACACAUUUCAAAGACAACGAUGACUCUGGAAGAAGUUGUUGGAUGCAAUAGCACUGACAGAAAAAUGGAAACAGUGAGUGAAGCUCUCGAGGAGCUGCUCGUAGCCGCGCAGCGUCAGAACUGUCUGACAGUUGGAGUCUACGAGUCUGCACAACUUAUGAACGCUGAUCCAGACAGCGUAGUCUUGUGCGUCCUGGCAACAGAUGAGGAGGACGAGAAUGACGUCGCGCUCCAAAUCCACUUCACGCUCAUUCAAGCUUUUUGCUGCGACAUCGACAUCAACAUCGUGCGCGUCUCCGGCAUGCGGCGCUUGGCGCAAGUCCUGGGCGAGCCUCUGUCCACCGACACCAACGCAAAUGAACCCAGAGACCUCCACUGCAUCCUUGUAACUAACCCACAAGCCGAGCAUCUGAAGCUGAGCGAGGUGGGAAGUUACUGCAAGGAGAGCCGCUGCAGGAACCAGUGGGUGCCCUCCAUCGCCCUGCACGAGCGCUAAGAGCGCGCGCGCUCGGGAAAAGUUUGAGAGGAAUAUUGAUGUCGUCCUUCAACAGUUACAAGGACUUACUCAUCAGUGCAACAGGGAGGUCAAAGAAGCUCCCAACUCCAUGUUUAUGGGAUUACAGGCGUCAGAGGAUGCUCGAGACAUUGGUCUGCGCUCCUCCUGCUUCAUGAUCGGCGUGUUUGGCCUUUGGAGGGUCCGAAGGAGCGCCAGGGUGGUCGUGUCGCCUAUCUGAAGGGACGCAACACGGAUGCUAGGGGAUAUUUUUAGACUGAAACGGCGUCUGGCCGCACUUUGCUCCCACGGGGGUGGGGGAGAUUUUGAACACAUGACUCAGACCUGACAACAAUGUCAUGGAUCAACAGAAGACUACAAGUUUUAGAGACUUAACUAUUUAAUGACUGAAUCCUGCUUGGGUGAUUUUAUUUAUGCAUAAUAUUAGUGCCAUUUAAAGCAAGUAAUAUAUUUGGUUAUUUAUGAUUUUGCAAAUGUUUUCUCGUGAAAUAAAUUCUAUGCUUAAUAUUUCAAAA
Misgurnus anguillicaudatus (oriental weatherfish) is the source of this 1183-nucleotide messenger RNA. RefSeq names its product growth arrest and DNA-damage-inducible, beta b (gene gadd45bb). Gene Ontology annotation, cellular component: nucleus; cytoplasm. Gene Ontology annotation, biological process: regulation of cell cycle. The record is from RefSeq and is a predicted model, not a curated record. NCBI's taxonomy places the organism in Eukaryota, Metazoa, Chordata, Actinopteri, Cypriniformes, Cobitidae.